This is a messenger RNA of Chrysoperla carnea, 1362 nucleotides long. RefSeq names its product COP9 signalosome complex subunit 4 (gene CSN4). NCBI's taxonomy places the organism in Eukaryota, Metazoa, Arthropoda, Insecta, Neuroptera, Chrysopidae. Gene Ontology annotation, cellular component: cytosol; COP9 signalosome. The transcript is spliced from 5 exons. The record is from RefSeq and is a predicted model, not a curated record. Bases 55 to 1284 code for a protein of 409 amino acids.
UUUACAUAUGAUAUUUUUAUGCAAUUUAUUUUUUAAAAAAUAAAUCGAAUAGAAAUGGCAGUGACAGCAAAUUCUGUCAGACAACAACUUAUUAAUAUUGCCAAUUCUGCAGGUUCUCAUAAAGACCAAGCCGAUAAAUACCGGAGUACUCUUGAAUCGAUAUUAACGAGUUCAGGAAGUGAACUUAUUGAGGCUUUGCAAGUGUUUAUUGAAGCAAUUGUAAACGAGAAUGUGAGUUUAGUUAUUUCACGGCAAAUUUUAACCGAUGUUAGUACACAGUUAACAAAUCUACCAGAUAAUGAAUCGAAAGUUGUAUCACAUUAUACGUUGGAUAAAGUUCAACCACGGGUUAUUUCAUUUGAGGAACAGGUGGCUAGUAUUCGACAACAUUUAGCUAAUAUUUAUGAACGGAAUCAAUGUUGGAAAGAAGCUGCAAAUGUUCUGGUUGGAAUACCUUUGGAGACAGGCCAAAAACAAUAUUCCGUGGAUUAUAAAUUAGACACUUACUUAAAAAUCGCCCGUCUAUAUUUAGAAGACGAUGAUCCAGUUCAAGCGGAAGCAUUCAUAAAUCGUGCAUCACUUCUUCAAGCCGAAUCAAAAAAUGAACAACUCCAAAUAUAUUACAAAGUAUGCUAUGCUCGUGUACUAGAUUAUCGUCGAAAAUUCAUUGAAGCCGCUCAAAGAUACAAUGAGUUAUCGUAUCGAGUCAUCAUACACGAAGAUGAACGAUUAACCGCUUUACGUAACGCCCUUAUCUGUACGGUAUUAGCAUCGGCUGGACAACAACGAAGCCGUAUGUUAGCGACACUUUUCAAAGACGAACGUUGUCAACAAUUACCAGCGUAUUCCAUCCUAGAGAAAAUGUAUUUGGAUCGUAUUAUUCGUAAAUCUGAGCUACAAGAAUUUGAAGCUUUACUUCAACCACAUCAAAAAGCUUGUACAAUUGAUGGUUCCACAAUUUUGGAUCGGGCUAUUAUUGAACAUAAUUUAUUAUCGGCCAGCAAAUUGUAUAAUAAUAUUACGUUUGAAGAGCUUGGUGCUUUAUUGGAGAUACCGCCAAUUAAAGCUGAGAAAAUUGCAUCACAAAUGAUUACAGAAUCUCGAAUGAAUGGUUAUAUUGAUCAGAUUGAUUCGAUUGUUCAUUUUGAAACUAGAGAAGUUUUACCUCAAUGGGAUAAACAAAUACAAUCAUUAUGCUAUCAAGUCAACUCAAUUAUCGAGAAAAUAUCAAAUUCAGAGCCAGAAUGGAUUUCAAAAGUGAUGGAAAAUGAAAUGGUUCAUUAAAUAUAAUUCAUGUUUUUUGCUCAUAAAUAAUUUUUUUGUAUUAAUUUUGUUCGAUUAAUAAACACAAUACUUAUCACA